Gadus chalcogrammus (walleye pollock) is the source of this 1511-nucleotide messenger RNA. Its product is annotated as contactin-3-like. The annotation marks the transcript as partial. The record is from RefSeq and is a predicted model, not a curated record. Gene Ontology annotation, molecular function: cell-cell adhesion mediator activity. Gene Ontology annotation, biological process: cell-cell adhesion; brain development. The transcript is spliced from 10 exons. NCBI's taxonomy places the organism in Eukaryota, Metazoa, Chordata, Actinopteri, Gadiformes, Gadidae.
CCACGUCGGAGCUGGACCCGAAUUUACGCGCACAUUUACGCCACGAUCUGAGAUCUAAAGCGGGGACAGGUUGGUGUGAUCGGGGUGAUCCACCGUGGACGACUUUACCGCCCGGGAGGGACCGUAGCAACUCCACUGUCUGUCGGCCACUCGGUGACUCUGUGGCGGGAGGCUGGAGAGGAGAGGCGGAGGAGAACCGCGGUGUAACAUGGAUAUCGGAGACACGUACAGCAGCUAUAGAGAUUGUCUGGGAAAUACGCAGAGCACUGAAAGGACAGAGCCCGGAUUCUACACACCUGUGAUUGGAUGUGAGCUUGUAUUGACCCGAGGCCAUUAAAAUGGAGUUGCUAUGGAAACUAAUAAUGCUGGUAUCGCUGGUGCAGUGCCUGUCUGGGAGCGGGGUCCUCCAGAGGCCCUCCUUCACCAAGCAGCCCGGUAGCGUGGUCUUCCCGUUCCGCUCUGCAGAGGGCCGCAGAGAGGUGGUGUUCAGCUGCGAGGCCCAGGGCCACCCAGCGCCCUACUACAGGUGGAGGCUGAACGACUCCUUCAUCAUCCCCACGCUGGGGUCCCGCUACUCACUGGUGGGGGGGAACCUCCACAUCAGCCACCUGAACAAGGAGGAGGACGUGGGCAUCUACCAGUGUCUCGCCAGCAACUCCUUCGGGACCAUCGUCAGCCGGGAGGCCAGCCUGCACAUGGCCUACCUGGAGAACUUCAAGACCCAGAGACGGAGUCCGGUGCGGGUGCGAGAGGGCCAGGGUGUGGUGCUGCUUUGUGGUCCGCCACUCUACUCUGGAGAGCUCACCUUCUCCUGGAUCUUCAACGAGUACCCCACCUUCGUGGUCCAGGACACGCGGCGCUUCGUGUCCCAGAAGACGGGGAACCUGUACAUCGCCAAGGUGGAGCCCCUGGACGUGGGGAACUACACCUGCGUGGUGACCAACACCGUCACCAAGAGCAGCGUGCAGGGGCCGCCCGCGCCGCUGGUGCUGAGGGCCGACGGAGUGAUGGGCGAGUAUGAGCCCAAAAUCGAGGUGCAGUUCCCCGACAUCGUCCCCGUGGCCAAGAGCUCCACGGUGCGGCUGGAGUGUUUCGCGCUCGGAAACCCCGUGCCUAGCGUGAGCUGGCGGCGGCUGGACGGCACGGCGUUCGGCCGCAAGGUGGACGUGAACAAGGCGAGCGGCGUGCUUGAGAUCCCCUACUUCCAGCCCGAGGACGCCGGCGUCUACGAGUGCCUCGCCGAGAACUCCCGCGGACGCAACUCGGCCAAGGGGAAGCUGGCCUUCUACGCUCCCCCCCAGCUGCUGGAGAAGCCCCAGGACGCCCAGAAGCCGAUCGACGACACCCUGAUCUGGGAGUGCAAGGCCAGCGCCAAACCCAAGCCCUCGUACCGCUGGCUGAAGAACGGGGAGCCACUGGACCCCAUGGAGGACAGAGUCCAGGUGAACAACGGGUUGAUGACCAUCAACAGUCUGAAGCUGUCUGACAUCGGGAUGUACCAAUGCGUCGCC